This is a messenger RNA of Drosophila innubila, 1313 nucleotides long. RefSeq lists its product as uncharacterized. The record is from RefSeq and is a predicted model, not a curated record. Gene Ontology annotation, molecular function: chitin binding. Gene Ontology annotation, cellular component: extracellular region. Lineage: Eukaryota; Metazoa; Arthropoda; Insecta; Diptera; Drosophilidae. The transcript has 2 exons. Bases 54 to 1094 code for a protein of 346 amino acids.
GUACUCGUACUUUAAUUGGUUGCCAGGCCAAUGCACUGUGGAACUCUAGCAUUAUGGCCAUUGAUUCCGCUGAUUUGGUGAAAAAUCCUUGCCAGGAUGUCCAACUAGCUGGUUUUAUUUGUGUGAACUGCCAGACUUUGGGUUUCUGCAGCUAUGUGAAUGGCAAGUGGCAAACUGUGGAAAUGUCCAGCUGCCAAACGGAUCGUGGUUUCUAUUGCAGCGAUGAGGAAACCUUUGGUUGCACCUGGCAGCCACGUUGCAAGGUUCCGGUGCGUGGCAAGUUCUAUUGCCAAGGUGCUGGCAUUUAUCCCGAUCCGUACGAUUGUCGCAGCUAUCACGAGUGCAGUGCUCAGAAUCUGGACACUCCACAUCAGUGCACCAAUGGAGCUGCCUAUUCCCUGACCACCAACAGCUGCACUUUGCCCAAGGACAGUCCACAGUGCCUGGAGAAGCAGUAUACCUGCGAUAAGCUGGGACAGACAGGUGCCUGGAGUGCCAACAGCAGUUACUACUAUGUCUGCCAGAGUGAAAAACAGGGAGAUCUGACUGUCUUCUAUCCCCUCAUGAUGAGGUGCAAUCCUGGCUACGUUUUCAAUAAUCACAGCUGUGUCUCUGCCAGCAAGAUCAGAGACAGAGCUGUGAAGAUCAAGCCAAAAGAGCAAGUCUGUCAGAAUGGUACACGUUAUCCCACUGAGAAUCCCAAUGCCUAUUUCACCUGCCGUGAGAGUAAGCUGGUCUUCCAAGCUUGUCCUCUAGGCUACUACUUUGAUGUCGCCGAGAAGUCGUGUCUUAAGAAUACGCAGAUCUGCCAGGAGGGAGAAUAUUAUCCGGCCAUAAACAAAUAUGGCUUCAAUUACUGCAUGCAGGGAAAACUCGUCUAUCAGAGAUGUCCCAUUAAAUAUUACUUUGACUCCAAAUUCAAUGCCUGUCGCAUGCUGGAGGAAACCUGCAAGAACUUUACAACUUCUCCGGCGGAGACUUCCCAUGGUUUCUACAUGUGCAUCAAGGGAAAACUGAUCUACGAUACGUGUCCUGCCAAUGCCAUCUACUAUGAUGAAAAUCUUGAUGUUUGCAUCACGAAUGAAUUUAUUUAAUCGAAAAUUAUUGGUGUAGAAAUGGAAGAACUUUUAUUGUUGUAUCUUAUAAGAUAAGUUUCUCUUUCUUUGCUAUUGAUUAGUGGAAAGCGAGGAAAGAACUAUCAAAGACUCUCCGUUUUUUUUCACUUUAAUACCUGAGGAAAUAAUCAGAGUACUUCCAUAGCUACCAUUUUAUCUUUCAUUUUAUAAAUAUAUUUUAAUUAUUUCGCAGCAGUA